GUUGGUUUUUUGAAUAUACUUUAGGGAACCUUGCAGACACAUUUUUGUAGAAGCUUAUAUCGCUUAUCUUCGGGGAACUAAAGGUCGCUUGUCAAAAGUACACAUCUACAGAAAUUGUAGAAAUAUAAUCUAUAUUGUAUUUAAUAGGAGUUAAGAAUGCAAUCUUUAGAUAACUAGACUUUUUUGGUGGCUAAAAUGUUGGAAGUUCUACUGUGCUUGGUAAUUCAAAUAGAAUCGGUAUUAUUGCUUAAAUACCAGAGUUAAUUAGAGCUGGCUGGUAGCCAGGUAGACACAUAACCCUGCGAGUAUUCCCCCGCUUAGCUGAAAUCAGGUGUGCCUGCUGCCAUAUGGCCACACGAAGUAUGAAUCAUAUUUGAAAUAUACGUGCGUAUACGUGAUUUUUUCCCAACUUGUGGCAACGUCGUGUGAAACGGGAAGUGGAAUGCGGGAAGGAGGCAAAGCUAAUUAUGCGGCUGCUUUAAAUAUUUUUCACUUCGUCCGCUUUCGUUUUAAUUUCCAUUUUUUUUUGUCGUUAACUGUCGUCUCAUUAAUUAAACGGACGUAGGAUGUCGCCAUUACUAGAGACCAAGAAAAAUGAUUUGGCAAGUGUGCUCAGGGCCUGCCCUAAUAAUUUUGGCAUUAGCUUUUUAGUUCAUUUCAAAUUUUUUAGUUAAUGGUAUCGCUGACAGAAAAAUGGUCUUAAAAUAAACGCAAAACGAGUAUAUAUUUUUUUAAAUUUCACAAUGCAUUUAACACUGUACGUUUGUGCAUGGACAUAUAUACACUUUUUCCUAUUUUCCAAUGUCUGCGUUUCCUGUCGCGUGGCAAGCUCCCAUUUUUCCUAGCCGUGAUUUAUCUUCUUUUCACCGAUACUCGUGCGGUUUUGUCUUUGGAUUCAACAUAAACGUAUACGUAGACACUUAGCUUCCGCAGAAGCUACUACAACCACAUGUUUUCCGGGCUUUGGCCUAAAUAUUCUAUUUGCAGGACCCAUUUUCAUAUUUAUUUGUUCUGCGUGCGGUUGCAUCUGUCAGAUGCAGAAAUAAAAAGUUGAGAACAUCAGUGCGUUUUAUAUCAUUAGAAGCCAGUUUUUCUUUAACGAGACUGGCGAUGAAGUUCCGUAUUAUCUGUAUUUAUUCUGAAUUUCGGGUCGUAUUGAAUUGAGCUUUAAGAACUUCCUAUUUGUUAUAACUGAUAUUUCAAAAGCAUACCACAAGAACUUUGGUAAACUUAUAUACAGUACUUUUGUUGCUGUGCAUCCAAAUAUCGCAGACGUUAUUAUACGAUCUGCUAAACAAUAAACAAAACGGCUGCCACUGCCCUCUUGGCCAUUUGGAAGCGUUUUGCUAAACAUUUUUAGAACUAUGCCGUUCACUGGCACAAAACAUUGGAUGUAUACCCCCGUCUAUAUGUCUGUGCCUCUUCUUAAUCGGCCAAAAACGAGAAACGUAUAAAAUCGUCAUAAGAAUCGGAGCGCAAAGUUCUCUAGCCAACAUAUGGGAAAUGUGCUGCUUACUGUGCGUGUGAAUGUGCGUUUCUCUAGCGAAUUUCCCAAGCAGCUUUUCCUUGGCGUUCAGUAUGAGUUGGAUCGCUGUUGGCUACGUGCGACGCCGCAUGGUGUUUUGCGAUAUUUUAGAAUUAUUUUUUAAUUGCCGCGUCUUUCGUUGCGUUCGUGUUUCUUUGUUUCUUGUGUUAAAAAUCCACUGAGUGGGGAAUAAUAUAAUAAUAAUGAAAUAAUAGAAGUAAGCUCGCGAAAAUCACGCACACACGCCAUAUAAGUGGGAUUCAAUGGAUGAGCUGGUCAUUAGCUCUUCGACAUUACGCAUACGCAGCGUGUGCUGCAGGUUCUAUGCGGUUAUCUACCCAAAAUUGCGUAAUUCUCAGUUUGGAUAGGCAGCUCCUCACUCAUUUUCUCUGAAUUCGUUUUGGGGUCAUCUUGCAAUUUUAACGUAACGAAAAAAAAAAAUCUCGUUAAAAAUAAAAUCACAUAAAUUUAGAAACACGAAUCUUACAAAAGCUAAGAAAAACCGAAAGUGUUUUCGUUCCGCCCCAUCCAUUUACUAACCCCUACGACUAUAGUGUGUGUGCGUUUGUCGAAUGAAGCUAAAAAUAGUGAAAACAAAAAGGCAAAAUGAAUAUAAUUCAAACUGCCUGUAACGAAUUCAAAAAAGUUGUGUAAAAAAGUGCAUGAGCAGUAAUUGAAUUUUAAUAAAUACACCUAGAAAUUCAGAACAUUAUAAACAUUCAAAGAAAUUCCUUGGAUUUGCUUAAAUUUAUACAAUUCAAAGGAAAGGUUUUAAUAAUUAUAAACAAUGUGUGGGGAUGUUACCACAAAUUGUUGAUAUAAAAUUACCUUUAAACAUUUGGAAUUCAACAGACAGUUAGGCCGUUAAUAUAUAGAAAUUAUUUGAUGUUUGGUCCACAAUAAGAACUAUCAAAGCGGCUUUUUGAUAUUUUUAGCAGGAAUAUAAUUUUCGUGUGUGACGUAUAUAAAAAUAUAUGUAUGUAUAUAGUAUAAAGUGCGUGCGUGUAUUUAUGUGAAUAUAUCGAUGGCACCUUGAUCCACAAUAUAACCACAGCCAAAAUGUGUGUAUGCCACGACCGCGAAACAAGUGCUUAGGGAGUCAUGAGCACGCCCACGCCCACUUCAGGGGCGGUUCAGGGCCAACAAGUUCCGCUGCCCCAUGAACUGACCGCCGAGUGGACCGUGCGAGCACAUCUUACUUUUGCCCGAGCUGGUGAGGCAGUGCAAAAGGAGUUCAGUGCUCCGGAGACAGUGCACCCGAUGCAAGUGAUCUACAAAUGGUGUACGCCUUGCGAGGAACCUGAAACGGAACAGGAUGUGGAGAAGACAGCGGCUACUGCGGGAACUAGCUUCCGUUCCACAAACUCCUCAGCCACCACCAAUGCGGAUUCGGCAUUCGGCAGUCCACAUGCUUCCAGGGCUCUUAGCAAACCACCUGUGGCCACUGAUUCUACUUCUCCCCUUGGAGCCACUGCUCAAGUGUGUGGAACCCGCUGCCGGAGCACGUGCAACAUUAUGGUGUCCGCUGUGGCUGAUUUCUUACCUCAAGAGGCGGGAUCCGGGUCUGUGAAUGAGCCCUUUGUUUACCACAGCAAAGUGCGAGCACAGCAGCUAAAGGAUGCUUUCUCCCAAACAAGCGACACGGAGGAGCAGCCAGCAAAGAGACGUCCAGCUUAUGAGCAGCGAAGGGCUACCACCGAAGCACUGAUGAAUUUUGCCAGCAAGCGACAAGCGGAGGAGGCUAACACCUAUGUGCCAACCUAUUCGCCCACGCCCACGACACCAUCGUCUACAUUUAAAUCGGCCUCGAUGUCGAGAAUUCCACCGCUAGCUGGCAGCACAAGCCAAGGAACUGCUCCUAAAAUACCCAAUUUGGGUGAGAAGAAACCCCGCACUGUUCACAUCGAUGUCUACUGCACCGGUUCAGAGGGAGAUGAGGAGGAGGAAGCCGAUGACGAGAGGCACGCAGACGAAGAGCCCUCUAGCUCUUCCGACUCCGAGCUGGCUGGUAGCAAGCGAUACGAACUGGACUCUAAUUCCACCCCUCAAACCGUGCUGGACAAUGAGCAGAUGCUGCUGCGCCAUCAAAGAAUCUCUGGGGGAGCUAUGCCCAGGCGUUUGGCUCCAAAUCAGUCAAAAAAUAAAGGGGGAAACCAGCAACAAGGCAAUCUAAAUUUGGGUCAUGCCAUUACAAAGUGCAGCACAGCCGAGGAAGUGUGCGAGUCCAAGCAGUUGCUUUUCCGCAAACACAUUGGUGAUCAGCGGGCGGCCAAGUUGGCCAAUCUACGGCAGAAAUAUAUGCGCCAGCCGAGCGAUGAGACGAUUAGCAGCACAUACCCUAACUCCUCGAGGUCUACGAUGCCAAGGGAUGCCACCUGCAGCAGCAUUUCCAGUGCCGUGGGAGGAACGGAUUGUGUGGAUUCAUCCUGGAAGGAUACAGACGACUUAGAUACACCAAUUGCAUCUUUUGGUUUGACCAAAUCCGACAGCUUUGACUAUGAGAACUCGCUUGAUCGCCUGCGGAUAAGCCAGAUGGAGCGCCUUUGGUCCCGUCAGCACUCUUUGGACCAGAAUCACGCACAAGCCCACCUGGGAGCACCAUCCCCUCAUGCACUGCAAACAAUCACGGAGGUGCAGUCCCAACGAAGUUCCUUCCAGCGAAGCGAUACCAUACCCUCGGAAUCGGAUGGCUUCUCGGAUGCCAAUGGAUUCAAUACCUAUCCAGGAAGGCAAUCCCAAUUGCAGCAGAUCUCGCAUUUUCCUCGUAAUCGUCCUGGUUUUCUGCAGUUCUUUGGACCCUCCGGUGGGCCCGGAAUUGUGGCACAACCCACUCCGCCAGCCACAGCACCUGUUCAACCUGCUGCAUCCGCUACCACGGAUCCGUUUCGACUUCUCCACCCGAGUUUUCGAUGGAAGAGCGAGGCCCGCGAUAACCUGAGCGUACAGGUUGCUUCCGGAUCGCCCUCUUCCGAACGUAGUUCCCCACAACUCCUGUCGGCUGCAACCACAGUGGUGCGUUGCGGCAGUGAGGCGCCGCCCAGCACCACCUCCGCUAGUACUUUUGGGACCACAGUGACGCCUUCACCACUUGCAGGGCGCCGUUUUGAAAUCUCACGUGACAGUCCAAGUCUCGCAAGUGAAGCAUCCACUACCGUUUCCGGGUACACUCACGAGCAUUUGGAGAAAGCUCGUCGCUUUGGCAAUGUCGUCGCCAUGAGAAAACCCGGCCAUCAUGUAGGACCCACCAAGAACCCGAAUUGUCAAUGCGAAAGCUGUCAACGCUGGCUGGCUGAGAGGUUUCAGCUUCGCGGAAGAGCCUUCUCUCUAGGCGAGAAGCCCUUAUUAAGACGUCCACAGCAAUAAAAAAUAUUACUGAUCAGUUUAUACUUUUCUUUGUCUUAGGCUUGCAUUUAACACAUUGCUUUUCAGAUUAAUAUGCUCCCUAUUAACCCAAUACCUAAAUCCGAACCUACAUAAAUCCAAUUUAUUUCCGAUUAGUUGUAAGCCAUGUACGCGAAUGUUCCUCACGCAAUAAAUUUGUGCGCUGAAUCAAUUUAAUGUUGUAAUAAAAUAAAGCAAUAGUUUUAAUUAGAAA
Molecule: messenger RNA, 5120 nt
Organism: Drosophila yakuba
Lineage: Eukaryota; Metazoa; Arthropoda; Insecta; Diptera; Drosophilidae
Exons: 3
Coding region: 2627-4888 (753 amino acids)
Source: RefSeq, a predicted model, not a curated record